Geodia barretti is the source of this 1671-nucleotide messenger RNA. NCBI's taxonomy places the organism in Eukaryota, Metazoa, Porifera, Demospongiae, Tetractinellida, Geodiidae. The record is from the annotation of a GenBank genome assembly.
AGCCGGACAGUAUAUACAGUACAGACGGGUGGUGGAGACGGGAUGGCUCGAUUGGGAGGCGAAGGAGCUUCUCACUCGGGAUAUUGUGAAUCGGGUGAAUCACACAGAGAUUGUCCUUCAGCCUCACGCUCCGGUGUUAUAAUUGUCGGGGCAACCGCUGGGACAAUUGGAAAUGCAGAGGGAGUUGUGACCACGACAUCUCUAGUGAACACUCCAAAUGAGCUGUAUCUGAGCUCCCAGCAGAUGUUGAAUGUGAAGCACCCACCGGUUGUAUCUCAAGAGCAGGAAGAAAUACGGAAAAUGGCAGCUGAAGAGGUGGAAGGAAAUGUCAGCAAAGAGGUGUUCAGCUCCUAUAGUACACUCACACACUCGGUCUUCAGCUCAGCCAGGCCACACCCAGCAGACAUCGUAGAGGCUGCAUCUCUGGCGGAUGUCUCUCUUCCCCAACCAACAUAUGACCUAGCACCAUGUGUAGUCCAGUGUGAGAAGCUGAGCUCCCUGCAGCUGGAAGGGGUACUCUAUGCCUGCCAGAGACACCUCACUCUCCUGCCAGAUGGUAGACGUGGUGCCUUCUUCAUAGGAGAUGGGGCUGGUGUUGGCAAGGGAAGACAGAUAGCUGCAAUUAUUUUGGAGAACUAUGUUAGAGGAAGGUGUAGACAUAUCUGGUUCAGUGUGUCACAUGACCUCAAGAUGGAUGCAGAGAGAGAUUUGAGAGAUAUUGGGUGCUAUAUAAAAAUGAUAGAUGGCUGUCAGCAAUUAGACAAGGAAACCAGGAUACUUGGUCUCCCACCUGACUUUAAGGAAGGUGUAUUGUUCUCUACAUAUGCCACCCUUGUUAGUACACUUCAUAAAGGAGGCCAGUCUUGCAGUAGACUCCAGCAGCUUGUAUCGUGGUGUGGGGGAGAAUCAUUUGACGGGUGCCUCGUGUUUGACGAAUGUCACAAGGCCAAGAACUUCAACCCUGGAAAAGAGCAGCGCAGCACCAAAGUGGCCCUAGCUGUGUCUAUGUGCAGAAAAUGCUUCCCAGAGCAAGAGUUGUGUACUGCAGUGCCACUGGUGUUAGCAAUGUCAAAAACAUGGCAUACAUGGAGGGGCUAGGGUUGUGGGGUGAAGGACUGUCAUUUCCUAAUUUUGAGAGUUUCCUAGAGAGUGUCACUAGGAGAGGCCUGGGUGCUGCUGAGAUGCUAGCAAUGGAGAUGAAGUCAGCAGGAGUCUAUGUGUCUAGGGGUCUAAGCUACAAACAGGCAGAGUUUGUUACAAGAGAAGUCACUCUCAGUCCCAGUCAGACUUCAACCUAUGACGCUGCUGCACAUGUAUGGAAUGAGCUCCGAAAUCCCUGCAGUAGCUUUAUCGUCGUGUGGUGCUCCUCUACGCAGAGGUGUGGGCACCGUUCUGGUACAGCAGCAGGCACAGUCAGGUUUUCAAGCUGUCAAUGUAUGUGAUGACAUGAGUGCCUGCUAUUGUUGAGGAGAUCAAGAAGGCUCUUUCUCAAGAUAUGUGCGUUGUCAUUGGUCUACAGACUACUGGAGAGUCCAGCCUUGAGAGUGAGAUGGAAGCCAACAAGGGAGAACCGGAUGGUUUUGUUUCAAUCUGCAGAGAGAUACUGCAGCGCUUUGUGAGGGAUCACUUCCCUACUACCACUACGCUUACCGACACCCCACAGGUGACUCU